This is a messenger RNA of Anastrepha obliqua, 1007 nucleotides long. RefSeq names its product protein spitz. The transcript has a single exon. The record is from RefSeq and is a predicted model, not a curated record. The coding region runs from base 2 to 826 and encodes 274 amino acids. NCBI's taxonomy places the organism in Eukaryota, Metazoa, Arthropoda, Insecta, Diptera, Tephritidae. Gene Ontology annotation, biological process: epidermal growth factor receptor signaling pathway. Gene Ontology annotation, molecular function: receptor ligand activity; epidermal growth factor receptor binding.
AAUGUUUUUACUCAAGCGCAAGUGCACGCUGCUCUUCAGCGUCAGCUCUAUGACUUUGCUGCUCGUCUGCCUUUUGAAGCAGCCAUCCACGGCCAACGCAUGCUCGAGUCGCUCCAUACCGAAGCCACGCACUCUAUCCUCGGGCGGCUCCUCGGUUUCGUCGCAGAAGUCAACCACAUCUACAACCACUACCACCACGGAGCCGACAACGACUACCACAACAACACAACGCCCAAAUAUCACAUUCCCUACCUACAAGUGCCCACUGAACUAUGAUGCUUGGUACUGUCUCAACGACGCCACUUGCUUCUCCGUCAAGCUGGGCGAUUCAGUGAUGUAUAAUUGCGAAUGCGCAAACGGAUUUAUGGGGCCACGUUGUGAGUACAAGGAAUACGAUGCCUCAUUCUUGCCCAAACGUCCACGUCCAAUGUUGGAGGAGGCGAGCAUUGCAAGUGGCGCAAUUUGCGUGCUACUCUUUGUACUUUUCAUCUGCUUGACCCUGUAUUUGCGCUACGAGCAGCGCAGUAAAAUUUCGACACUUGGCUGUAAUGAGUACGAAGUUACUGGCGGCGCCACCAUUGAGGAUGAAUAUGAAGAUGAGGAGAAUGAAAAUAGCUAUUUUACAACCAAAGCAUGUCGUUACUGCAAUGAAAAACAAUGUUGCGGUGCAGAGGUACGAGUUGUUGGCGGUGGAGCUGGAGGCGUUGGCAUGCGGCGUGGUCGUGUCCAUGGCGCUGCUGAGAAUGCCGGUGGGGCGCCCUCAUUGCGUCGUUACAUUGAAGCGAUUUCUAUGUCAUUUGCUAUCAAGCGCACUACAAAAUUGUAGAGAGAAUAAGAAAUCUACGCAUAAAAAUAUAGAGAGAUGUGAUGGAAAUUGUGUUGUAUUUGUGAAAUAAAUAACUGCCAAAUUAAGAAUCGAAAAAAUGUGCUUUUGGCUUAAGUGUACUGCAGUUCAAAGUAAUAUUGAUAGUUUGCAACUAUGCGCAUUGACUUUGAUUUGGUAUGGA